Molecule: messenger RNA, 2619 nt
Organism: Candidozyma haemuli
Lineage: Eukaryota; Fungi; Ascomycota; Pichiomycetes; Serinales; Metschnikowiaceae
Exons: 1
Coding region: 1-2619 (872 amino acids)
Source: RefSeq, a predicted model, not a curated record
AUGCGCUCGCUUAUCAAGGGCCAUCGACGCUCCGACUCGUCGACUUCUGAUUCCCAGAAUGGGCACCCUGACUACCAGUCCAAGGCCUACUACCGUUAUAACAAAACGCCCCAAGCGUCUCCCAAAGUUGGUUCAAGCGCUCUGAAUGUACCACAUAUGACUCCUCCACAACAUCAUGGGUACCUGGGUUCUCAGCUGACCUUGUCCUCCCCUAAGAAGCUCCUCACGCCUAUCAAGAAGAUGUUCGGCCACCAUUCCCACUCAUCCAAGCAUAAUGCCCCAACUAGCGGUGAUGUUCUUCAUUCUGCUUUAGUUUCUGACGGUCCUCCUUCCAGUAAACAUGUUCCUACUUUGCAUUCUCCACGGUCCAUGAGUAACCUCAAUGAACUAUCACCACGCCAGAAUGUGGGCCAUCCAGGCUCAUCAAGGCCUGGGCUUCAUGGCUCCCAUGCUAGGCAUCUGUCGACGUCGUAUCUAGAAAGUCAGGCUCGAAUAGGCGCUGUGAAUCUUAACAACGGGCAGGUACCACAUUACUCUGGCUUUGGGUUAGGGAAACCAUUCGAGAGCUCGUCUUCUGUUGAUCUGGCCCCUGGCCAAGAGAGAAACAAGAUGCCUAUUAUUGCAGACACCUCUUUGGCACCAGUGAACGACUCCAUCUCUGGAAAUCAUGGAGAUAGUGACUCCAAUAUCUCGAUUGCAAAGUCCAUCAACUUCCUGGCGAAGCAGGCUUCAUCCCAGGAGAAUUUGGCAGACGGUUCGAGUAAGGUUGCAACUGACGACUUCUACGAUGAUGACGACGAUGAACUGAGUGAUGAUGACUCGGAUAAUUCAUCUCAAUUCUCUUUUGUUAAGGACAUUAGAGGUGGAAGAAACACAUCGGUGAAGUACUACAAGACAAAGUCCUCUAGUUCAAGAAAAUUGCCAGAUGGAGUUCAGCUGAACACAUUUGAUGUUGAUGACUUUGGGUACGAAGAAGAGGGCCUUUCCGACUACGACUUUGAGAAUAAUGGACUUGAUGAAGAGGAAGAUUGCGAAGAGUUCGAGAAUAAGUAUAUUGACUUUGAUGGCCCGUAUCCUGAGGAUGAAGGGCACCCAGAGAAGUACGAAGACAUGUUGGAUGAGAAUGAUAUGCGUCGAGCCCUUCUGCCGCCUCCUGUUUUCCCGAGUCAGCCUUUAAGUGCCAACAGCACUAAUUCCUUGACUGAUGAACCUGAACUCGACGACAAAAGGGCCGAUACCUCUGAGAAUUUCAUCACUGCCAAUCUGUCACAUAACUUUCUGACCCCUCAACCGGAAGAUAACUCAUAUCGUGAUGAUUUCUUGGAAUCUUAUAUGGACAGCACUAAGCUGCCUGGGUCUGAUCUUCAUAUCACACCUCAGCAGCUCUCUCUACCACAUCUACCUGGAGUAGUCGGUUCAGAGACGCUGUCGCCUUUGAUCAAUGGCGUGACAUUUGGUAACUUGGACGCUUUCAAGGAUCGCCAAGGUGUUUCUGAGUCUAGAAAUGUUCCACUGAUUGGUUUAUCGCCGCCCAAGGAAAGCGUUGAGAGAAGCUUGGGUCUUGCAAUUGGCUCUUCGGAACCAGAUCAUUUUGAAGAGCCAAGGCGUAACCUGAUUAUGGAUUUACUAGGGUCAUUAGAAGGUGGCGAAGCCGUGACGCAAUCGAAGGAGCCAGCUGAAAUGGAACAACCAGUUGAAUUGGAGCAACCAGCCCAGGACAUUAGGACUUCGAUUCAAGAUAUUCAUCAGCUUUUAGCUGACCUUGAGGCUCGCCCGGAAGCUCAUUCUGAGACUCGUCCUGAAGCUCAUUCUGAGGUUCUUUCUGAGGCUGUUCCACAAGAAGAAGCUCGUCCACAUGAAGAGACUCGUCUGCAAGAAACGAGACGGGAUCUGAUAAUCAACAUGAUGGACACACUCGCCCUGUUGGCAAACUCCACCGAGCCAGUGCCUGUGGAGCAGAAGAAGGAUUAUCGUAAGUCUGUUGCUGAAAUGAUGAAUACACUCGCAGCUCUUGAUCUCCAGAAUGCUAGUGUUGAAAACGAAAUUCCUCCUUCAACUAAACGUUCUUUGUCGGCUCGUACAGCGCAUAAUGAUCAUGAUGUUUCUACGCAAUCAAAUACUUAUAACGAGGAGAACUCCACGGAAAGUGCUCAUGUUUAUCAUCUUGAUGAGGAUAUGCUUUUUGAGUGCAAUCAAUUACCUGAAGACUACGACUUUGAGCAGUAUCAAAAUCAAGUUGCCCUGGAGGGCUUGUCGGAUUUCUACCGUUCUAAUUCUUAUAGCAAGAAGCCCACGAAAGUUGUCCAAGACAAUCUGUUCAGGAGCAACAAAAUUGAAACGCCGCAAAGAACUGUUACUUUCUACAGAAGUAAUAGCCUCGGCAACUCGGAGAACUCAAACUCUGGUAGUUUGAGCCGGAACGGUACGGUUUAUUCUGCUACUUCCUUCACGUCAGGUGAAGAAGAACACCUCGGUGAUACGGAGAAGUUCCGCCAAAAAUCGCUACCUUAUGCAUUGAACCCAAAUUUUCAAUUGAAUGAAAAAAGCUCUGAUUGCCUUAGCCACAAAUCAUUCAAUCUCGAACCUAUCACUGAAAGUGAUAGUCCGCAUUUAAGGUGA